AUGUCGUUUUUAAGGUAUGUUGUUUCUGUUUCCAUUUCCAAUUCCACAUCAUGCUCUCACUCUCUCCAACAUUUCAAUGAUGAUGUUGUUGAUGUUGUUUCCUUGUUCAAUCGAAUGCUCCGUAACAAACCCACCCCACCUGCCAUUGAAUUUGGCAAGAUAUUAGGUUCUCUUGUCAAAGACAAACUUUACUCUAUUGUUGUUUCCCUUUCUCACCAAAUGGAAUUGACUAGAGUUACUCCUGAUUUUGUAACUUAUAACACUCUCAUGAAUUCUCUCUGUCAUUUGGGUCAUAUUACUUUUUCUUUUUCUAUAUUGGAAAAGAUUCUCAAGAGGGGUUAUCGCCCAAAUGCCAUAACUUUGACUACAAUCAUCAAGGGUCUCUGUCUCAAAGGUCACCUCCAUCAAGCCUUGCAAUUUCAUGACAACGUCCUAGCACAUAGAUAUUAG
Molecule: messenger RNA, 450 nt
Organism: Vicia faba (fava bean)
Lineage: Eukaryota; Viridiplantae; Streptophyta; Magnoliopsida; Fabales; Fabaceae
Source: the annotation of a GenBank genome assembly